This is a messenger RNA of Rhodofomes roseus, 2319 nucleotides long. RefSeq lists its product as uncharacterized. The record is from RefSeq and is a predicted model, not a curated record. NCBI's taxonomy places the organism in Eukaryota, Fungi, Basidiomycota, Agaricomycetes, Polyporales, Fomitopsidaceae. Bases 1 to 2319 code for a protein of 772 amino acids. The transcript is spliced from 2 exons.
AUGAUCGCUGGCCUAGGCCUCCCUCCCUCGUACGCGACCUCGAAGGGCAACGAUCUCCUACGAAACAAUGAGCAGCCCCGGAGCGUGAGCGAUCCCCGCAAACGCCGCCGCACUGAGGACGAGACGGAGGACGGAGGGGAGGCAACACGCCCGCAACCAACAAUGGUCGUGCAGAACGCCCCAGACCAGCACUUCGCCAGGACGAUCACCUCCGACUCCGACGAUGACCUAUCCUUGACACCGGGCUACAACUCCGACCGAGAACCCACGGUCGGCGAGAUGGAUGCCUACCACGGGCUGGAUCCCCAGACGAUCAACCCGAUCCACCGCCCGCCUCCUUUCCUGCAUCCCUCGGCCAACGAGAAGGUGGCCUACGACAACACCCCCGCCCAUCCUACCGUCAAAGAAGACGUCUUCUGGGGACCGUACCCGCAGGCUCCCCCAACGAGCCAGAGACAGGCGCGGCACCCCCCUCCCCUGUCGACUGCGAGCUUCGAAGACCCAGAGAUGGACGAUUUCAUACGGAGCAUGAACAUGCCGAGUCUUGACGGCUUCGCCCUCGCACAACCGCCGACCCAUCCCUCGCAGAUGACGGCGCCCGACACAGCAACCCUAGGUGCCGCCCCACUCCGCCAGGCAAACAACGGGUCUCGUCCGCAAGGCCCCCCGGUCAUCCGGACCUACUCUAGGCCCCGCGUACCACAACCUCCUCCCUCGCAAAGCCGAACGGCCCCGCGCACCAUGGACCCACGCAGCACUGGACACGACGCCCCUCUCGGCUACUACCAGCCUAGCGUCCCCCGCCCAGAACCGAUGCACGAUAACAGGGGCCCGGUCGCCCGCCACCCCUACACCACUCCACCGCGUAGACCCGUGUCCCGCUGCCAGGCAACACCAGGCCCGCCGGACCGCGAACAACGACCCAUGUCCCGAGCAUCAGUCCUCUCGUAUGUCGCGAUCCGAGAAGAACACCAACCACGCCGAGGCCACACCGGAGGCGGGGACGACAUGCUGGUCGACGAAGAACCGCGGGCCGGACAAGGCAACCCCUCCGCACCACCAUUCCAAGGCGUCCCCCAGGGCUUCGACGCUUUCGUAAACCUCCAACAAAAUGCGCCUUACCCCGAAAACCAAUUCUUCGUCCACGAAGACACUGGCAUCAACGGCGAAGGCCCCCUGGCUCCUGUUGCAGAAGACGACCACGAAAACCACGACUGGACCCCGGCAACAGUCACGCCGGCACCCGACGGCGACUGGCGAGCGAUCCAGGGCGAGUCCUUCUACUAUAAACAGAAUGGACAAUGCCCCGCGCAACACUCUCGGUGGCUAUCGAGUCGUCGCCAAGGAAUCCUCGCCUCUUUCGCAGGACACGGCGCACGCGACAACGACACGGACAGCUGGGGAAGAAUCACGCGGCUAGAAGACAUGCUCAGGAACGACUACGGAGUCCCGCAGCCCGAGAUAUCCCUCCCCGACAUAGCGCCAGGCGCGGUAACGGGCUUCAACGAAGACCCGAUAUACAUCCUCAUCCAAGGAAUCAACGCCGCCCAACAGACCGCCCUCCUAGCAAAGAAGUGGUACGUCAGAACUGACCUCGCAGUACACUUCUCCAACCUCUCCCUUGCACCAUCUACGUGGAUGGGCGCUUUCGAGAAGAGGACCGCUUUCGGAACAAUGAAAGCCGAACAAAUCCUCCCCUUCUUCCGUGCCGCUUUCAAGCGGGAUCCGCUCCUUCAUAUCACGAACGACACCAUCGAGCAGGAUAAGAAGACGGGCCCUAGAAGCAAGUGGGGCGCGACGCCGACAUCCGUGGCCCUCGAGCAUAUCGUCUCCUCCAUAACAAUCCGUAUCAUGCCCCGCCAAACGACCGGAGGCGUGGAUAACCCUCUUAUACAGCUCUACUGCGAGUCCGCGACGAACCACCCGCGUGACUGGGUUAUCUGGCGUGACGCCGUCCGAAACCAGCCCUACAGCACGGAGAACGGUGCUAAGGCAGCGCUCAUCCUCGCAAAGUUCAAGUGUCUCCUCUGCCACUCCGCGGACCACCCAGUCGGACUAUGCGACCUCCCAUCAGUCCCGGGGUGGAACGGACCCACCGCCGAACAAUGCGCGAACAGGAAACAGAGCGAGUCACACCCAGACAACGACGCGCGAGGGUAUAGAGGUCGAGGAGGCCAUAGGGGAGGCAGGGGUGGCGGGAGAGGACGCGGCAGCGGACGUCCCCCGAAUGUGACCACGGAUGGUGCGUCUUCGUCCAGGACGUACAACGCCCCAAACACAGCACUCCCCCGCGAGGCCGGUGAGGGAUGGCGUCACUAG